UAUCUUGUAAAUUUUAUAUGAUUCAUCAUAACAAUUAAAAUUUAUUUUCCCUUGGCAACUUCGUGCAGAAAAGGCUAUGUAUUAGUAUUUAAUAAUAAAAAAAAUCAGCAUUAGAGUCACAUCAUCAAGAACAGAAAGGCAAGCAAAGGAUAAAAAAAAUUGAAAACAUGAUUCUCCCAUUUGGCUCUUGUUUUUGGCACCUCAUGGCUCCCUAAAAUCACAUUUUAAUAUGUGUAACAUACCAUAACAACAAAAAACUCUUCAACUAACAACCAAAUAGAAAAAACAUAGUCAUUGCAAAUCAUCAUCAUCACACAUGAUAUAGCGUGACAAAAUUCCACUAUGAAUCCAUUUGAGUAGUCUUUCUUUUCAUUCCUUUCUCACACACCUUUUUCUUGCAAUUUAAGCUUUUACUAUUUUUCUUUACUCUUGCAAUUUAUAUCCCUCUUUGAAGAUUGCCUAAAGUAGGAAACUAAGAGGGAAAAAUAUGAUGAACUCUUCUUGUAUAUCAAAUUGUAUCAACGACGCACGAGACCCACGAGUCCCAGUGAGAGCCAGCUAUGUGAACCUCUACAAGUGGCCGGAAUCAGACGCUGCGUUUGUGAGGUCAGUGAGUUCCGGCAGAGAAAAUGGUUUGCAACAACAUCCAAGGGUGGUGGACAGCAUCUCCUGCAGACAACUGUAUCUGAGAAGCUACACAUUUUGCAGAGACGAUGAAAAGAAAGUGUUGGAAAAGACCAAGAAAUGUUUUGGGAGGGUAAAGGUGAAGAAGGUGAAAGCCAAGGAACGUGUGGUCAUUGGGAAAAAAGCUAAAAAGAUAUCUUGCUCUACUUUGUUUAGUAUCUUUCAAAGGUUCUUGUCUUGCUGUGCUAGUGUUGAUGUUGUGGAUGAAAACCAUCACUUUUAAUUAAUUUUAAGGUCUGUUGAUUUUUUUUUAGAGGAGGUUUGUUGAUGGUGUUGUUUCCCUUUUAAUUAAUUAUAUGCAUUCACACAAAUUCUAAGGAUAUUAUUUUUUUCACAAA
This is a messenger RNA of Medicago truncatula (barrel medic), 1022 nucleotides long. RefSeq lists its product as uncharacterized. The transcript has a single exon. The record is from RefSeq and is a predicted model, not a curated record. Bases 488 to 907 code for a protein of 139 amino acids. Lineage: Eukaryota; Viridiplantae; Streptophyta; Magnoliopsida; Fabales; Fabaceae.